Messenger RNA from Hordeum vulgare subsp. vulgare (domesticated barley), 1347 nucleotides. RefSeq names its product DNA-repair protein XRCC1. Gene Ontology annotation, biological process: double-strand break repair via nonhomologous end joining; single strand break repair; base-excision repair. NCBI's taxonomy places the organism in Eukaryota, Viridiplantae, Streptophyta, Magnoliopsida, Poales, Poaceae. The coding region runs from base 172 to 1212 and encodes 346 amino acids. Gene Ontology annotation, molecular function: damaged DNA binding. The transcript is spliced from 7 exons. The record is from RefSeq and is a predicted model, not a curated record.
GCUAGUCAAAUCGGAACUCGCAGGGGACUCCCAUGGUGGACGGCUGAGCUCGGGGGAACCAGGGCGCGGCGUCAGUAGCCGAAACCUCAGGUAUCAACCUCCCGAAACCUCGAUUUGAACCUGCCGUUGAUCCAGCCUUUCCGAGCUGAGCGGUUCCGUAUCCCCGCCAUAAUGCCGGAACCGAGUUCGGAUCCGGGCAAUGGCAAGGGCAAGAGGAGCCUCCCUUCCUGGAUGGGCUCCGGCUCCGGCGACGGCGGCGGCGGGCCGAGUCCGGGCAAGAAGAAGCACGCGGAGGCGGCCCGCGAGAGGGCUCCAACAGGGCCGGAUUUCUCCAAACUCUUGGAUGGGGUGGUCUUUGUGCUGUCAGGGUUCGUGAACCCUGAGAGGGGCAGGCUGCGCUCCCAGGCGCUGGACAUGGGGGCGGUGUACCGGCCCGAUUGGUCCGAUGAUUGCACGCUUCUUGUUUGCGCGUUUGCCAACACCCCCAAGUUUCGGCAGGUGCAGUCGGAGAACGGAACCAUCGUCGCCAAGGAAUGGAUCUCAGAAUCUCACAGCCAAAGAAAACUCGUUGACAUUGAGCCUUACCUUAUGCAUGCUGGAAAUCCAUGGCGCACAAAUAAAGAGCCAGCCGAAUCCAGUCAAGAUCAGAAGAAGCCACGUAAAGAGCAUGAAAAGCAACUUGAGAAGACUCAUGCUAAGACACCGCCUUCUGUUGCCACUAAGGCAGGACAUUCAGGCGCUAUAAAUAAACAAUUUUCUCCUUCAAAAAUUAAACAAUGGGCAAUGGAUGAUUUUGCGAAGACGAUAUCAUGGUUGGAGAGCCAAGAAGAGAAGCCAGAGCCAAACGAAUUGAAGGCAAUAGCUGCUGAAGGGGUCAUCACUUGUCUGCAGGAUGCCAUCGAAUCCCUCGAGCAAGGCAAUGAUAUCAGUGGUGUGGCGGAGCAAUGGAGCUUUGUCCCCCACGUUGUGGACGAGCUAGUGCGGCUGGACGGAAAGGGAUCAUCGAUGUCUAAAGAACAACUCGCCCAACUAGCAACCAAAUGCAAGAAAAUCUACCAGGCCGAGUUUGCCCAGAUGGACAGUGAUGACAAGAAGGGCAAGGAGCGUCCCGGAAGAACCGGAGUGGACGAUGCUCAGUACGACAGCGAUGAUACGAUCGAGAUGACGGAGGAAGAGAUUGAUCUCAGCUUGCAAACAGUUCUCAGGGAUUAGUAGCUAGGUCAGGAGAAGUUCUUUAGGAGAGGAGAGCAAGGACUGUGUAUCAGUGAGCAUGGUAUGGCCGUCAGUAAUCGGAACAGUCUUAUUAUCACUGAGUUUCAGUGGAGUUUGUGCUCUGUUCUUGAUCAA